AUGCCGCCGUCCGGACGCAAGGGCAAGACCCGCGCACGACGAGCGCCGGCCGCCGAAGUCCACGAGCCGUCCGAUGCAGAGACCCCCGAAGCCAUCGCGACCCCGUCACGCUCGUCGAGAAAGCGAGCCAGAGGCGGCAACGAAGCAGCUGCGCCGGCUUCUAGGAACACUCGGCGCAAGACCAAGGACACGAGAGCUGUAGAUCGAGAGGACACAGAGGGCACGGAGCCGCAAGAGCAGAGCGAUGCAGAAACGGAGGCAGCACUGCCGGGAGAGGCGGAAAUUAUCGCGCAUUUGAAAGUGGCCGACAGACAGGUCAACGCGACAGAAGACUACGCAAACGAGCUACUCGAGGGGCAGGAGAGCGUGCCAGGAUAUGGCAAGAUUGCAGGUCGCGACUGGGCGUUCAUCAUCCGCAAAGUCGAGAUCAACAUUGGGCGGCCAGAGGCUUCGGAACGCUUGCCCGUCGAUGACGGUACAGGACAGCCGUCAGGCCCAGGUGCCAGGACAGUAAUAGACAUUGAUCUGGGCCCGGAUCGGCAGGUCUCGCGCUCUCAUGCAAUCAUCUCCUACGACGGGGAGCUCCAGCGUUGGUACAUAGUAGUCAACGGGCGGAAUGGCUUGCAUGUGGACAACAACCUCAUGAAGCGUGGAUCAAAGACAUACCUCCGGAACGGAAGCGUGAUUGAGAUCGCAAAGACUCAGAUGGCCUUCAUAACCACACCCACCGAAGAGGGCGAACAGCCGGUCUUCGAUGCUUCGAUCGUUAGGCAGGCUCAGAAGUCAUCGGAGGAGGACGACGAUGGAGAGGAUGAUCCUCGUUCGGCCAACUACCGUCAGCCCGGCCAUCCCACUGCGCGCAGCCAGCUGUCCAACUCCGCUAUGUACGGAGAUGACCAGAGUGGUCAGCAGCGCCGUCCGCAUCCUCACAGCGGCCAGACCCAGUUUGGCGCUCCCGGUACGCCAAUGCGCGCUCAGCAGGCUAUCAUGAAGUCUUCUCCAGCGGCCAACUACGCGCGUGGUAUCACGAUGGAGUCUACUGAAACGAUCGACUAUUCUGCAGAUGGUGCGAAAGAUCUUAAGCCACCACACUCGUACGCACAGCUCAUCGGCAUGGCCAUCCUCAGCACGCCCGAGCAGCAGAUGACGCUCAACAACAUCUACAAAUACAUCAUGGCCAACUACGCCUUCUACCGCUUCAACACGGGCGGCUGGCAGAACAGCAUCCGCCACAACCUCAGCUUGAACAAAGCCUUCACCAAGAUCGCUCGCCGUACUGACGAACCAGGUAAAGGCAUGAAAUGGAUGAUCGAACCCAGCGAAUACGACACCUUUAUUCAGCAAGGCAUGAAAGGCUGUCGUCGCCCGAACCCCAUUCCAGGCACUCAGAGCACGCUCGGCUCGCCUCAUAGCCCGAUGCAGUUCGCGCGUGCCGGUGCCAAUGGUGGGAUCAAGCGUGACGACGAUGUCACGCCGCCCAUGAACGCCUACCGCCAGCCUUACCCUACAGCCACCGAGGCGUAUACUCCCGACCGCGGAUCGUCGCGCGUCAUGGCUGAGCCGUCAAGCGUCGGUCUCGGUAUCAACGGCCAUGUCGACGGCGCGGGAGGACCAGAGUACGACUACAUGGGCAGCCUUACGCGCUCGACCCCGCGCCGUAACGGCUUGACCGCCAUCGCGCACGCCGCUGGCUCGCCCCCAGCUCUCUUCGUCAGUGAAGAAGGCCGCGUGGGUGGCGGUCUGGAUACGCCCUUCCCGCUCCGUCCGACGCAAAGGCUCGCGCCGCCUAGUACUUUGCGCCGGCCGAGCGAUUUCAUUCAGUUCAGUAGUCCUGCUCCUUUCUGGAAGAUGGAAGGGUUGGUGGGGAGUACGCCGUUCAAGCCUUUCGAUCUGAGUCCGGUGAAGAGUCCGUUUGGGCAGUUGGUUAAGAAAGGGGAAGCGAAGAAAGAAGAGGAAGGGGAGGCGAAAGAGGAGAACGGAGAGGAGCAUGAAGAUGGUGACGAGGAUGAAGAUGAGAAGGACGAAGAGCAGGACGGUAAGGUCAGCGCAGAGCCAGAGGGCAAGCAGAGUCCAGUGGUGCCUUCAAGUAGUCCUCCCAGGCUCAUGGGCGGUGAAGAUGUUGAGGGUCCGGACAGCCCUACGCUCAGCCGUCCUGCGACUGCGGUGGCGAAGACGCUCAGCCAGCUUGCUUCCAGUGGAAAGGAGCCUGCCAGACAGAAUGGCCUAUCCACUAAUGGCAACGUCAAUGGCAGCGCACAGAACAGUUUCGCCUCCGCCACCCCAGCUGCUUCAGCAAGCAGAGAGGCAAGCGCAGCCCCCGCGCACCGCAACGGUACACCAGACAUGCAAACCAACCACUACACCCCCAGUACCCUAGCCAACAGCAGCGGUGCAUACAACUACACCCACGCCCCUGGCCCCGGCCCUGCGCAUCAUCAUCACCACCAUUAUCAGCCACCUCCACAGCAACAGCAGGAGACGAACGGCUACCACCCCGACGCAGGUCCGACGUCCGCAGCAGCUGGGGGGGAGGAAGACGGGAUUGAUCUGGCGAAGGGCUUUCAAUCCAUCGGCUCCUUCCACCAACGCAACCACCUGGCGAUGAGUAUGGGCAUGGGACCUGGGGCGGCUGCGGGGGGUCCUGCCGCAGCAGCAGGGUAUGGACGGUAG
Messenger RNA from Saxophila tyrrhenica, 2670 nucleotides. RefSeq names its product transcription factor. NCBI's taxonomy places the organism in Eukaryota, Fungi, Ascomycota, Dothideomycetes, Mycosphaerellales, Extremaceae. Bases 1 to 2670 code for a protein of 889 amino acids. The transcript has 2 exons. Gene Ontology annotation, biological process: regulation of transcription by RNA polymerase II. The record is from RefSeq and is a predicted model, not a curated record. Gene Ontology annotation, molecular function: RNA polymerase II cis-regulatory region sequence-specific DNA binding; DNA-binding transcription factor activity, RNA polymerase II-specific; protein binding.